Messenger RNA from Nasonia vitripennis (jewel wasp), 4186 nucleotides. RefSeq lists its product as uncharacterized. The coding region runs from base 740 to 1228 and encodes 162 amino acids. The transcript is spliced from 3 exons. NCBI's taxonomy places the organism in Eukaryota, Metazoa, Arthropoda, Insecta, Hymenoptera, Pteromalidae. The record is from RefSeq and is a predicted model, not a curated record.
UGUUCCGAUGGGAGCUCCAGUAAGUACGGCGCGACGAGCGGUGCGAUUGUGCGAAAGAUAUAGGACUUAUGGCCGCGACUCUACCAACAGAUGAUUGGUCGCGCCGCGGCGGGUUCUCCACAGCUCGGAACUCGCAAAAAUCUGUCGAAAGUCUGCACACAUGCAAGUCUCUUCCAAGAAGACGAAACACAUCUCGUACAUCGCAACGGCUUCGCGUCGUCGUCCUUGAAAUCGGCCUUGGCAAAAAGGAGUCGCGCCGUAAAAACAUAACCCCAAACGCCGAGUCUACCGCAUCGGCAAGAGUGAGUGCGUGUGCGGGUACAGAGAACGCGACACACAAGAGCAUAGACACCGCGCUAAAGCUAGAGCGAGCGAGCGGGAGAGAGAGAGAGAGAGAGAGAGAGAGAGAGAGAGAGAGAGAGAGAGAGAGAGAGAGAAAGAGAUAAAGAGCGGAGCAUCAGCGGCGCGCGCGCCUCCGACUAUUCUCUCUUUCUCGAGCAGUAUGUGAUAUCAAUCCCGACGGUACGUCGUGUGUACGCGCGCUCUCUGGUUCUCUCCCCGCAGGCCACUGUGUACGUUCUACGUUACGCGAAUUCGCCGACUGCUCCCGUCUCUCUGGCAGAGUAGAGGCGGCUCCAUACAUCUCGCCGCAGCGAGCUCCAAAGGGAAGCGGAGACAGUAGAAGAUCUAUCGACGUGCACGAGGAGACUCGCAACAAGCCCUGCGCCGAGAGCACAAGAUGUGGAGGUUCGAGGCCGCUCUCCUCUGCUGCCUGUGCGUGGCGACGAUGCUCCUGCCGCCCUCCACGCUCGCAGGCGGCCAAAGCAAGUAUGGCCAGUCGUGCAGCACGGAAACCCUGGACGGAUCGUCCUGCGGAGAAUUCGAAAGAUGCCAGCAGGAAAGCGGAGGCGGGGCCAAGUGCACCUGCAACAUAGGAUUCGAGUACAUCAACGAGAGAUGCACCAAGACGGCCACCACGCCGGCCCCUACGCCGCCGGUCGUGGAGGAACGCGGCGCGGGCGAACCUCUGGUUGAUGAUAAAGGUGGCAGUUCCGUGGCGGCGAUCCUGCUGGUGCCGACCUGCCUCAUCAUCAUCGGCGCCCUGGGCUACUUCGGCGCGCGGCGGUACAAGUGGCUGCAGCGGUUUCGGCAGUUCCGCCAGAACCGCUACGGUAGUGUCCUCGUCACGAGGGACGACACCGACGACGACGACCCGCCGAUCGCGUAGAACUAUCGUGUGCACUACAUCGAGAACGUGAACUGACUCCGCGGCCGGCUCUCUCCCUCAGUCUGUGUGUGUCCUAUGCCAUUGUUCAGUGGGCAACGAACUUGCAAAAGUCGCGCGGAUAUCGUUAUCCUGUAAGUGGACCGAUGCCGGACGGGAGCAGAUUUCUCAUACUGGCGAGGAUCGAGAAUCGUUGUUGUCGAUGUUGAGUGCGUGCGCAACUGUACCGACCGUCGGGAAGGAGGGUCAUGACGAUGUCGGAGCCGAGAAGAAGAGGAGAUCGUCGGUUGGAUUUUCAAUAGUCAGGCGAGCGGGAAUUUGUGUAUAGCAAAAAGGCCAAAUAUGAAGGAGUUUCUGUGCGAGAGGCGUAGUUUCCUCGACACCACGAUGAUGUAUCCUGGUAGUUUUUUAGAACUUUAAAGUAGCAAGAAAUUUUAUUCGGCAGCGAGAAAUGCGCGAGGGAGUUGUAGAACGGAAUUCAUUAUUUUCGAGUGUUACAGUUUUGAGAGGGAAAUUUUAAGAUGUGCGUCGCCGCCCGCCGAUUCGGCGAAUUGUAUAAAUGUUGUAAAGUGCUGGGAAACUAGCGCUCGCAUAGUCACUCGCAUUAUAUUUAUGUACAUCGAUAGCGGAUUAUGUAGAAGAAAAGAAAAGAAAAAGUUGAAUAUAGAAAAACUGCAUUUAACAUAACUGUACGACAAAAAAAAACGAUGCGCUGAAGACGUAAUUUUCUUUUUUAUAUAUGUAUGAUUAACGAUUAAACGGGUCAGUAGCUUCAUAUAAUGUUCUAUACGUUAUUUAGGGUGUAAUAAUGUGGUAAUUGAAUCUUUAAAUACUCUUGAUAUAGUGCCCAAGACCACUGACAAUUUACACGUAUCCAAUUUUAUAUAGGAUGUAAGAGCACAGUUUCGAUUCUUUGGCGAGGAAUGUGAAACGUGUUAUGUGAUUGCCGAUACGGUUGGUACAAUUAAAUUACAAAGAAAUUUUAUAAGUAUAUGUGAUUUACUUGGAAAUCUUCGACUUCUAUUCAAGUUGAGCACAUCAUUAAAGUUUAAUAUUAUUUUUAUAUGCAUUCAUUGCCUUAAAAAGAGUUGUUUAGAUUCAGUUACAAUUCAGUUUCUGUUGAUCGUUAAGUUGACAUUAGUUGUAACAGGUUAACUCCUGCACAUAUACAUUGAUAAGCUGCCUUUGUUCAAUUGCAAAUUUUCCAAGUCAGGUUUGGCAAAGCAACGUAUUUGAGCCUUCUUUUCUAUGCCAAAUUUAAUGUUAAAAACUUUAAUGUAUUUGUCGUACCUUCUAUAUAUUGAGCAACACUUGUGUAAAUAAUUCGUUUUUAUCAUGAUUUCAAGUGCAUUCUUGCCAUGUCGCACAUUCGUUUAAUUAGCCUAGCUAACUCGAGAUAAAAGUUUAUUUAUGAAAGACUGAUAAAAGUCCUUAAUCAGUCUUCUAUCGUAAUACGCUCAUAAUUGUUCUUCUACUCUUGUAUUUUGUGUACAGAAAUCUUUACGCGGUGAAGAAAAGUCAUCACUUGUAUGACGUGAAACUACUAAGAUCCAUAAAUCUGCGAAUAACGAAAUCUAGAUUCAUUGUCUGGCAUAAUCUGCCGGGUUAAUAGUUUUCGAUUCAAGUGCGAAAAAGUUCAUUUCCGUACGAGCUUGAAGUUGAUAAUCACGUGAGUCGACAACGAACUUUCGCAUGUGUAUCGAAAAAUAUUUUUCGAGUUAGUGUGCUUAAAUCCGACUUUGAAAAAAUUUGUAGGAUGAGCAAAGUUUUGCUUUAAGCACACUGAAUCGACAAUUUUUAACGUAUUUGUUAACAGAACUGUAUAAUGUGUUUAAUGGAUUCUUCCUAAUGGCCAAAGAGAGUAGUUUUCACAUUCGCAAUUUAAACAAGUAAAUAUUUAUGUUUUAACUAAGUUACAUAAUAUAUGUUGCCUUUAUACUUCGAAUUAAGUAUGAUUCUAUUACGAUAUAAACACUAAUAGUACAUUACGAUACGUGUGACUUAAAUGGCUCUUUUUUACACGGCUCAGUUAGCACCCGAGCGCAGCGAGGGCGCUAAGCGCCGUGUAAAACUGAACCAUUUAAGUCAAGAGUAUCGUAUAAAAUUGUAUAGCACAGACGGCUAAAAUCCGCAAGUCUCGCCUAUUCGCGUCUAAAGUAGUCCUUAUUUGCACCGUGAGAUUAGGGCACAAGCGUAGAGAGUGUGAUAAACACGGUGCAAAAAAGGACUGCUUUAGUCAUAGAUAUGCAUGACUUAACAGCGGAUUUUAGCCACACUGUUCUAUAAAAAGAAUUUUAUAUUGAUUGCAAGAGGACCAGAUUUUAUAUAAACCACGAUAACAAGUACGAAAUUUUUUAUAAAAAACUUAAUGAAUUAGCUAAAUCCGACCGUUAUCGCCGAUUUUUGAUACUUUCACUCGUUUGUGAUUAUUCAACUUUUUUGUGCUAAAAUUUCCAUUGGACUGAACACCAUUGCUGUUGAUGCCUUUUGUAAUGCUUCGGUAACAUACAAUAAUUUUUUCUUUAUUUUGUAAAAAAACUUUGAUGUACAAAUCAAUAUUGAUAUCUACAAUUGUUUUUUUUCCAAUAUUAUGCAAAAUGUUCAAUAUAUUCCGACUAUAAAUUAAGUAGAACAAGUCUUGGAUUGUAUGUAACCGCUGCAUUACGUUUUUUAUAUACUUUACUGUGAUGUAUAGGACACUUCGAUUAGAAAUUUAAUAAUAAGCCAUUCGCCUAACUAAAAAAUGUAACAUUUGAUUGUUUCUACAACCAUCAAUUGGUGCGAUUAAAAUGCAUUAAUUUUUUUUAGUGAUUUUUCAUUUGGAUAUGAUGCACCUUCGAAUAAUGCUUUAAAAAUUUUUAUUUUUUUUUUGCUAUAUACUGCGAGAGUUUUAGUUGAGAGAUUAAUUUCUGUCGUCGUGUAAUUUAUUUCAAUUGUAAAAUAAAAUUUCUUCAAAACGUU